Messenger RNA from Ambispora leptoticha, 545 nucleotides. Lineage: Eukaryota; Fungi; Glomeromycota; Glomeromycetes; Archaeosporales; Ambisporaceae. The record is from the annotation of a GenBank genome assembly.
AUGAAUUAGGCGAUUUUGAGGAUGAUUAUUUGAUUAUUGAUUGUCCGGGCCAAAUCGAGCUAUACACUCAUUUUCCAAUAAUGAAACGAAUCUGUGAAUGUUUCCAACGACUAAACUUUCGAAUAUGCGGCGUGUUCCUGCUCGAAAGUCAAUUCGUGCAGGAUAAGUCGAAAUUUUUCGCCGGCGUGUUGAGUGCAAUGUCGGCAAUGAUUAGUUUGGAGAUUCCACAUAUCAACGUCAUGUCGAAGAUGGAUCUGUUAGGAAAAGUUAAGCGACGGGAGUUGGAAAGGUAUUUUGAUCCUGAUCCGCUAUUGCUCACCGAAGAGGUUAACGCGGAAACGAAUCCAAAGUUUCAUAAAUUGAACAAAGCUAUCGUGCAAUUGAUAGACGAUUACAACAUGGUCAGUUUCCUACCGUUGAACAUUAACGAUGAAGAAUCAGUAGAAGUCGUGUUAUCUCACAUCGAUAACGCGACGCAAUAUGGCGAAGAUCUAGAGCCUCGAGAACCUGAGGACGACUUUGAUUACGAUUACGAAGAGCAGUAA